Messenger RNA from Cynara cardunculus var. scolymus (artichoke), 1539 nucleotides. Its product is annotated as GDSL esterase/lipase At1g28570-like. The record is from RefSeq and is a predicted model, not a curated record. The coding region runs from base 60 to 1256 and encodes 398 amino acids. Gene Ontology annotation, molecular function: hydrolase activity, acting on ester bonds. Lineage: Eukaryota; Viridiplantae; Streptophyta; Magnoliopsida; Asterales; Asteraceae. The transcript is spliced from 5 exons.
CCCUACUUUCAUAUCUCCCGACUCCUGGAAAGCAUUAUUUUGAGCUCAAAAACUGUUGAAUGGCCAAUUUUUCUCCUUCAAGUUUUUGCUCCUCUUCCUGCAUAACAGCUUUCAUCAUUUUGCAGCUCUUAUGGAGUUGUAGGUUGUUCGCCAAUGGAUGUUAUACUUCAAUCAUCAGUUUCGGGGACUCACUAGCCGAUACCGGUAACCUCAAAAUGCUUUCCGCCUAUAAACCUGAUCAAGAAUCCCUCCAUUUCUUUUUACCCCCUUAUGGCGAAUCCUUUUUUCACGUACCCACUGGUCGUUGCUCCAAUGGUCGACUCGUCAUUGAUUUCAUCGCCGAGAGCAUCGGGCUGCCAUUGGUAGCACCAUUUGUGGGUGGCAACAGAAAUCGCCUGAUGGAAUUUCGACGAGGAGUAAACUAUGCGGUGGUGGGUGCAACCGCAUUGGACUCUUCAUUUCACGCGGCUAGAGGGGUUCCUAAUCCUUUGACGAAUUCGUCUUUGAGGGUUCAGUUGGGGUGGUUCAAACAAUCGUGGCCAUCUAUUUGCGCCAAAGUUCAAGAUUGUGACCAGUUAAUUCGUCAUUCUUUGAUUCUAAUGGGCGAGAUAGGAGGAAACGAUUACAAUCAUGCAUUACUUGCUGGGAAAUCCAUCGACGAGAUUGAAACAUAUGUUCCACUUGUUGUUAAGGCCAUCAUCUCAACGGUUAAGGAACUUAUUAAACUAGGGGCCAAGACAAUACUUAUACCAGGAAACCUACCAAUUGGAUGUUCUGCGGCGUAUUUAACAUUGUACCAUGACUCUGAUAAGGCAGAAUAUGAUAAUUCAACUGGUUGCUUGAUCUGGUUGAACAAGCUUUCUGAGUACCACAAUCAGCUUCUCCAAAAAGAAUUAUACCAACUCCGAGAGCUUCAUCGUGAUGCCAACAUCAUCUAUGGUGACUAUUACAAUGCUGCCAUGCAAUUCUUUCGUUAUCCAGACAAAUAUGGUUUCACAAAUGGAGCUUUAAAGGCAUGUUGUGGAGGUGGAGGACCGUUUAACUACAAUUUAUCAGUACAUUGUGGAGACCCAUCAUCAAAUUUAUGUGCUCAUCCAGAUACAUAUGUUAACUGGGACGGACUGCACUUAACGCAAGCAGCAUAUAAAAUUAUCUACAAAAGCUUAUUUCAAGGGUCAUACACUGUGCCCCAGUUCAACUCCAUCUGCCCAACUUCAAUGUUACGACCGAUAAAAGAAUUAUCAAGUGCAAUUUAAGUAAGUGGUGCACAUUUCAUUAAUUAUUAUUCAACCCUAAAUACAUGUAGUUAUACAUGGAAAGGGGAUGUUAGGGGAAAAUGUUAUAUGAGGAGACGUUACACCCUUAAUUAUAAUCAUAAGUUCUACCUUGCUAUUUUAGUAAACCAAAUCAAUUCGAACAUGCAUGAAAUUAAUCUUUAUGUUUCAAGUACUCGAGAAAUAUGAUAUCAAGCUUUAAUUCAUAUGGGAGACACGGAAGGGCAAGACGGGAAAAAACAUGUUCUAUGAACCUGUUUCAUUA